This is a messenger RNA of Vigna angularis (adzuki bean), 1410 nucleotides long. RefSeq lists its product as uncharacterized. Lineage: Eukaryota; Viridiplantae; Streptophyta; Magnoliopsida; Fabales; Fabaceae. The coding region runs from base 1 to 1410 and encodes 469 amino acids. The record is from RefSeq and is a predicted model, not a curated record. Gene Ontology annotation, molecular function: nucleic acid binding; zinc ion binding. The transcript has 5 exons.
AUGGCUUUUAGGGCAAGAGCCAUGGCAAAAGAUAAGGUUGAAGGGUCAUUCAAGGAUCACUUUAGAAUACUUCAUGAUUAUGGUCAUGAGUUGCUGAAAACAAAUCUAGGUACAACAGUACAAAUUAAAGUUGAUAACAGUAAUGGUGAGGUCAUAUUCCAAAGAUUUUAUGCAUGCUUGAAGGCAUGCAAGGAUAGCUUCAUUUGUUGUAGACCUAUUAUUGGGUUGGAUGGAUGCUUUUUGAAAGGCAAGUAUGGAGGGGAGUUACUAAUAGCAGUGGAAAGAGAUGGAAACGACCAAAUGUUGCCCAUAGCAUAUGCUGUUGUUGAGGUAGAAAACAAAGAGUCGUGGACUUGGUUCUUGGAGCAUCUAAUUGAGGACCUUGGUGGGGCAGUUGUAUGUGCAGGAUGCACAUUUAUUUCAGACCAACAAAAGGGUCUUUUACCAGCUAUCCAAGAUCUUCUACCUGGUGUAGAACAAAGAUUUUGUGUUAGGCAUUUAUAUUCAAACUUUAGAAAAACAUUUCCUGGAAAAAAUCUUAAACGUCUCAUGUGGAGGGCAGCAACAACCACACAUCCACAACAACGGGAGGCUGAAAUGAGGAAUAUGAAAGACAUAAAUUUAGACGCAUUUAAAUAUUUGCUUGUCAUCCCACCUAGGUUUUGGUCAAGAUCUAGAUUCACCUCUAGAUCACAAUGUGACACUCUUGUGAACAACAUAUGUGAGGCCUUUAAUAGUGUGCUAGUUGAUAGUAGGUUUAAGCCUAUUAUUAGCAUGUUAGAAGACAUUAGGGUUUAUAUAAUGAAGAGAUGGGCUGCCAACAGGACAAAGAUGACAUCAUAUCAAGGUUCAAUCUGCCCCAAGAUUUUUAACAGAUUUCAGAAGGAGUCUUGGCUAACUAGAUAUUGGUUACCAAGGUGGUCAAGAGAAAAAUUAUUUGAAGUGAAACAUGUUUCACAAUUUGGCCAGCAAUUUGUUGUGAAUGUUGACAACAUUGACUGCACAUGUAGAAAAUGGGCAAUUACUGGCAUUCCUUAUAUAUUACCACCAAAGAAGAGGACAAUGCCAGGAAGGCCCAAGAAGAAACGAAGACUGGAGGAUUGGGAGUUGAAGAAGAAUAACAGUGAAUUAAGAAAGGGUGGGCACAGGAAAAAAUGUGCCAUCUGUAAAGAACUUGGACACAACAAAAAAGGUUGUCCACAAAGACCUCCAAUAGUAGAGGUUCCUACUGCCCAAUCUGUAGAAGUCACCCAACCUCCACCAAUAGAUGUUCCAAUAAUUCAAGAGUCUACUAUGCUUGGUAUGACCAAUGUCCUGAACAACCACAACUCAGCCAACCUUCAGCAACACAAGUUCCUAUUACUCACGAAACAACUAUGCCUGUAUGUGAUGAAUGAUCUAAUGUACUGA